Molecule: messenger RNA, 366 nt
Organism: Saccharomyces mikatae IFO 1815
Lineage: Eukaryota; Fungi; Ascomycota; Saccharomycetes; Saccharomycetales; Saccharomycetaceae
Gene: MIX14
Product: Mix14p
Exons: 1
Coding region: 1-366 (121 amino acids)
Source: RefSeq, a predicted model, not a curated record
AUGUCUGAUAUUUUGGAUGAGAUUGUUAUAGAAGACGUUGUAGCAAAUUGCCCACAAGAGUUUUUGCAGUAUCAUAAGUGCAUAAGAGAUAAUGAGAAGAAUCCUGGAAAGUGCCAAGAUGGAAGACUAACAUUAUCCGCAUGCAUCAGAGAGAAAGUGCCCAGUGUGAAAAGUAUCAUGAGUCAAUGUAGUGAGCCAAUGAAAAAAUACGAUCAAUGCAUUCGUGAUAAUAUGGGUAAUAGAACUAUCAAUGAAAACUGUUUAGGGUUCUUGCAAGAUCUAAGAACAUGUGCAGAAUUGCAAGUCGAAAAUAAAAAUAUCAAGCCUUCCAUUAAUGGAGUUAACUUGGAAUUGAUCAAGAAGUAA